Molecule: messenger RNA, 1207 nt
Organism: Amorphotheca resinae ATCC 22711
Lineage: Eukaryota; Fungi; Ascomycota; Leotiomycetes; Helotiales; Amorphothecaceae
Exons: 6
Coding region: 197-1207 (336 amino acids)
Cellular component (GO): cytosol
Molecular function (GO): glyoxylate reductase (NADPH) activity; NAD binding; hydroxypyruvate reductase [NAD(P)H] activity
Source: RefSeq, a predicted model, not a curated record
CCCCGUUUCUUAUAUGCGUGAAGCCGCUCUGUUCUUCGUCCAUUGAUUUCGCAGAAGCUUAUCUCCCGUCUUGAUUCCGAUCUCCAGCGCGGGGCAAUCUCUACCCCACCAUACCGAGUAAACACCAAGCAAAACCCAACUUCCAACCCUCCUUGAUCUUCAACCCUCUCAUCAGAACCUCGCCCAAUCUUUCAAAAUGAGCAAGCCUCAGGUUCUCCUCCUGGGAGAAAUCGAGCAUGCGCACAAAGAAUGGGCUGCCAUCUCCGAGAUCGCCGAUGUUAUCGAGCCCAAAGCUCGGUCGCGCGCGGAAUUCAUAGAAGAAUGCAAGUCUGGCGCUUUCGACAAGGUGCUCGUUGCGUACCGGACCUUCCAGAGCGUAGCCAUCACGGGAAUGAUUGACGAGGAACUCGUGCCCCACUUACCCAAGAGUUUGAAAUUCAUAGCUCAUAAUGGGGCAGGAUAUGAUCAGAUUGAUGUGCACGCCUGCACAGCUCACGAUAUCCGGGUUUCUAAUGUGCCAACUGCUGUGGAUGAUGCUACGGCUGAUGUCAACAUGUUUCUCAUCCUGGGAGCUCUACGGGGGUUCAACACAUCAAUGAUGGCUCUCCGCAAUGGCCAUUGGAAGGGAUCCCCACCACCGCCUUUGGGGCAUGACCCGCAGGGCAAGGUCCUAGGCAUCUUGGGUAUGGGAGGCAUCGGGCGGAACCUCAUGAAGAAGGCCGCUGCAUUUGGCAUGACGACCCAAUACCACAACCGAUCUAAACUAUCUGACGAGUUGAGCGGCGGUGCAAAAUACGUUAGUUUUGAUGAGCUGUUGAAGACCAGUGAUGUCCUCUCACUAAACCUUCCCUUGAACAAAAACACCCACCACAUAAUCAGCACCAAAGAAUUCGAGAAGAUGAAGAAAGGUGUCGUGAUUGUCAACACCGCCCGCGGCGCUGUCAUGGACGAAGACGCCCUCGUCAAAGCCCUAGACAGCGGCCACGUCCUCUCCUGCGGCCUUGACGUCUUCGAAGAGGAGCCCAAGGUCCACCCCGGCUUGAUCGCCAACCCACACGUGAUGCUCGUCCCGCACAUGGGCACAUGGACGGUCGAGACGCAGACCAAGAUGGAGGUGUGGUGUAUCGGGAACGUGCGGAGUGCCAUCGAGGCCGGGAAGCUGACGAGCCCCGUUGCUGAGCAGAAGGAUAUUAUAUUCCAAGGAUAG